This is a messenger RNA of Arabis nemorensis, 1023 nucleotides long. Lineage: Eukaryota; Viridiplantae; Streptophyta; Magnoliopsida; Brassicales; Brassicaceae. The record is from the annotation of a GenBank genome assembly.
AUGGGAGCUCAGAAGAGCAUCCACGCUGGCAGAGCCAAGAUUGAUGUUAAUGUGGAUUUCACUCACAAGCUUUGUACUUCUUUAAUGUUUCCUUCUUUCAGGGAUACUAGCAGUCCUCUUUCUCUAGUUAUUGGCAGCCUCUGUAUCAAACAUCCAAAUUUGUUUGGAGGAAGCGAGAAGCUUGAUGUAUCAUGGGAUAAAGGGCUGUAUGAUUCCAAUGUACUGGUGGCUUUUAGGAGACCUAGACCUGAAUGGCGUCCGCAACAGUGCUUCUUCAUACAGCAUUCUCUUUCACCCGAGAUAGGGGUCCACGGCACCCCAGUUGACAAUUUUUCCCGGUCAGGGAGCGGAGGUGUGAAUCUGUCGAAAUUGGCACAUGUGCGUCCGAUAAAUGAUGAUGGACGCUCAAUUACGAGAGAUCUGGAUGGGUUUCCUAUAACUUGCAGUGGAAAUACCCAUGACAGUAUGGUAGUUUUAAAGCAAGAAUCCCGGUUUGCAAAGGCUAGCGACCAGGGUCUUUCUCAUUUCAGCAUGCAAAUAGAACAAGGUAUUCCGGUUGUGUCCAAGUGGCUUAUCUUCAACCGUUUUAAAUUUGUCGCAUCAAAAGGUGUCAGGUUGGGACCAGCUUUUCUCUUAGCAAGCCUGACAGGUGGUUCAAUUGUAGGAGACAUGGCUCCUUACCAAGCAUUUGCCAUUGGUGGGCUAGGCAGUGUUCGGGGAUAUGGUGAGGGUGCUGUUGGAUCCGGGCGGUCAUGCCUUGUUGCUAAUACAGAAUUGGCCUUGCCUUUGAACAAAAUGACAGAAGGGACCGUCUUCUUGGAUUGUGGAACAGACCUAGGCUCAAGCCGCCUUGUCCCUGGAAACCCUUCACUGAGACAAGGGAAGCCAGGGUUUGGGUACGGAUUUGGGUACGGACUACGGUUCAAGUCUCCGUUGGGUCACCUUCAGGUUGAUUAUGCCAUAAAUGCUUUCAACCAGAAGACUCUUUACUUUGGUGUCACCAACCUUGCUUCAUCAACAUAG